Messenger RNA from Pundamilia nyererei, 1034 nucleotides. Its product is annotated as lysophosphatidic acid receptor 6-like. Gene Ontology annotation, biological process: positive regulation of Rho protein signal transduction; phospholipase C-activating G protein-coupled receptor signaling pathway. The coding region runs from base 1 to 699 and encodes 232 amino acids. The record is from RefSeq and is a predicted model, not a curated record. Gene Ontology annotation, molecular function: lysophosphatidic acid receptor activity. Gene Ontology annotation, cellular component: plasma membrane. NCBI's taxonomy places the organism in Eukaryota, Metazoa, Chordata, Actinopteri, Cichliformes, Cichlidae. The transcript is spliced from 2 exons.
AUGCUAUAUCCACUCUACCUGCUGGUCAUCAUCUCUUUGCCCAUGAGGAUCUACUUUCACGCCACCCGCAGAUGGCCACUGAGCAACAUAAUGUGCCAAUUCAUCACAAUGCUCUUUCGCAACAACAUCCGCUCCAGCACCUUCUUCAUUACUUUCAUCAGCGUGGACAGACUUCUGGCUGUGGUUUAUCCUCUGAGGUCACGCCAUCUUCGAACGUCAUCCAAUGCCUGGAAAGGAGCAGCAGUAGUCUGGCUAUUUGUUCUGUUAAUGAAUGUCCCAUGGUUUAUGGACUUAAAACGUUUUAAAAACAGAAACAGUGCCACUUGUUUUGCAACUGGUUCUAUGAGUGCAACACAAUCAGCAGUUAUUUAUUUGUAUAUGGUGUUAAUCGUCACAAUGCUAGCAGUCAACAUUAUUUGCACCAUUAUGGUGUCUUGGACUUUAUGCAACCGUCCCAGUGACACUGCAAAGAUCAACAAAAGGGUGAAUGUAAUGCUGAUUUUUGCCAUGAAUUUGGUUUUAUUCACAAUCUGUUUCUUGCCUGUGCAAAUAGGUUUAGCCACAAAAAGUUUUGCUCAUUUAACCCCACUUAUAUGUCUUGCUGCUGUGAACUGCUGUUUGGAUCCUCUGCUGUAUUACUUUUCUUUUGACUCCUUUUGGAAGAAAAAGGAAGAUGCAACGAUGGGAGGAGAAAUGUAGAUGCUAGACAUGAUAUUUUUAAUGUGAUAUUUUCUUUUUGACAUGAAUUUUUUCUUUCUUUUUUUUUGGUGAACUAACUUGUUAUUGCACAAAAUGCUUAUUUAGUUCAAGCAUAUUUUCUGAAUUCCUAAAUUCUGAAACUGAGCUUAUUGUACUAUUGUGUGUCUUUUGACUUGCCUCUCUGCUUUCUUGUCUUUCCACUCACCCCAAAAUGAUUUGUGGCAGAUGGCUGCCCUCCCUGACCCUGGUUUUGUAGGAGGUUUCUUCCUGUUAGAAAGGGACUUUUUUCUACCCAGUGUUACCACAGGUUUGUUCAGAGGGGGUUCAGUCAUGGA